Molecule: messenger RNA, 10684 nt
Organism: Misgurnus anguillicaudatus (oriental weatherfish)
Lineage: Eukaryota; Metazoa; Chordata; Actinopteri; Cypriniformes; Cobitidae
Gene: ptprq
Product: protein tyrosine phosphatase receptor type Q
Biological process (GO): protein dephosphorylation
Molecular function (GO): protein tyrosine phosphatase activity; protein binding
Source: RefSeq, a predicted model, not a curated record
CAAAUCCUCCCCAGCACAUUACAGUAACAGCUGUCACAUCCAAUCAGAUUUCAGUAUCGUGGGCUGCCCCAGAUUCUACCCAGAAUGCUCUGUUUGAGAAAUAUAUUGUGCGCUGGGUGGAUGUAGCCUCCGGCAGAGGCCGUUCGGCUGAGUUAGACAAGAUGAAUCUGAGCGCUGUGAUUGGUGGGUUAAAGGCCUGUCAGACGUAUAGGAUUACGGUGGUGUCAGUCACAGCUCAAGGUGUGGAGAGCUCUGAGAGUGCGACGCUGACUGUCACCACAGCGGUCAGUCCUCCACGCAGGAUCUCGGUUGAGGCUCUUGGUCUGGACAACAUGACCGUGUGCUGGUGGCCUUCGCUGGAUAAAGAAGUGAAAGAAUAUUACAUCCAUCUCCGCUCACAAACCAAACGAGCCCAGACUAGAGAAUUAUGGGUAAAUGGCUCGUCCUGCAUCACUCUUACCAUGCUCACACCUGGUGGUACCUAUGAAGUGGGCGUGGCUGCAAAGAGGGGCGGGAACAUGAGUGCGGAGAUCACCGUGCAACAGACACUAAAACCUGACAGCGUCCAGAUAGCCAUCCCGGUGGCGGUCGGCACACACUCCAUGGAGCUUUUUGUGCAGAUGCCCAGGAACAGCGUUUAUGAUGGCAUCACUGUAACAUAUGGGAGCAGUCUUCUUCAGAGGGCAGUGACUGAAGAUAGCAUUAAAGUGUUGGUGGACAACUUAAAUCCAGGAGCGCAAUAUGACUUCCAUGUGUUUGUGACCAGCAGUGAUAUAAGAAGUGAAGGUUUUGCUCUGCCACCUGUCAGAACCUGUUUGGCUCCUCCCACACAUGUGCGUGCUGGUGUUGUGACUGACAGCUCCAUAGAGUUGGUAUGGGACAGAGCUGCGGGUGAUGUUCAUCAGUAUGAGGCGCUGUGUUUGAACUGCGCUGAUACGGUCAUGGUACAGAAGGUUGGGGAUACCAGAGCAAUAUUUAAAGAUAUAAUCGCUGGGAAACUCUGUAACUGUUCAGUCCGGACAGAGAAGGAGUUUUUCGGAGACAGUCCAGCAGUGAUGACUGCGAUCAGAGCUGCUCCCAGUUCAGUCACUUUGCUCCCAGUGGAAAGGUCAUCGGCAUCCCUGACCGUGCGCUGGAGGGCAGGCCGGGGGGUUUGUGACUCAUUCAUUCUGUCCAUCAGAAACUCAACCUUUAUCCUGCACACCAAUCUGAGCGUGUCUGAUGAAGGAACGUAUCACCUUGAAAACCUGUUACCUGGAGGUGUGUAUGUGAUUGAAGUGAGCAGCGUUAGUGGAGACAGGCGAAGUUUACCUGCAACGACAACUGUUGUCACAUUUCCAGAACCUCCUGGUGACAUCAUUUUCAUUGAACAGGAAAUGAACAGCAUGUAUGUCAUAUGGCCACGCCCACCAGGCAGAGUGGAUGGGUACAGGUUUCAGUAUGGGCCUGCAGGUAAACCUCUCGGACCCCUGACUGAUCUCCAUGACAACAGUGUCAGGAUUCAUGGCUUAACACCAGGAAGUGAUUAUAGGUUUGAGAUCCAGUCCUUCCUGGGGUCAGAUUUCAGCCAGACCACAUCCAAAAACUUCUCUACUCGUCCAGCUGGUGUAUGUUCGUUGUCUCAGUCUCGAGCUAAUAUCACGACUGCUACAGUGACAUGGGAAUCUGCACACGGCUAUUUUGACUUUUAUAGGGUGACCGUCAGUAACAUCUCUCACAACUGGACAUUAGACUUGAGUCCUCACGUACAGGACGUCACCAUCAGUGACCUGCGGGCCGGCUGUUCAUACAACACCACUGUACAGCGAUUCAGAAACAGACUGAGCGGCACUGCUGCCACACUCACCAUACAGACAGUUCCUGCCAGUCCUGAGGGUUUGCAUGUGCUAAGCGUGUCGCCGCGUGAUUUCUCCAUCCGCUGGUUGGCAUCGCCUGGCUGUGAUAAAAACGACCUGGUCCAAGUGGUUCCUGACCAGGGCGAAAUUAACAUCACGACCACAACAGACAACUUCAUCCAGGCUCAGGUCUCCGGCGUAACACCCGGCACAUCAUACACAGUCACUGUGGGUGCGGUGGCCUCAUCCGGGCUCAGCUCACCUGUCAGUCGAAUACUGGUCACCACCAAUGAAUCCUUACCCGCUGCCCCCUCUAAGCCGGAGGGGGAAAGGGUGGGCUCCACUGGAAUCCUUCUGUCCUGGCGGAUGCCCAUGCCCCCCGACCCCACCAUUCAUUCAUUCGUCAUCAGAUACAAGGAGAUGUGUCCUUAUCCUGAAUCAACCUUUACUGAGAUCAACAAGAACCUGGACAUCCCAGAAACCCUGUUGAACACACUUACCCCUGGAGCUACAUACAACAUUAAGGUCGCAGCAGUAAAUAAAGCAGGAAUGGGACCUUUCAGUCAGUCUCUGUACUACAAAACUGCAGAGGCCCCUCCUGGUUUGGUUUCAAACCUCUCGGCGCAACCCGAGGGUCACAUGUCGGCUUUGCUGACGUGGUAUCUUCCUAUACGCAUUAAUGGGCUCAUCACUAAGUUCGCCGUGAAAGUCAAGCAUGCCCGAACUGGCCAGAUCGCCCGCACCCUGGAGCUUAAUGCAGAGGAAAUCAUGAACGGAGCCUUGCCUCACUGCAAUGAUGCGGCAGACAUCUUAUCUCGUGGUACCCCAAGUCCGGCUGAAUCCACUCAGCUGACCUCUGCCGUGUUGCCAACGGUUACGCUCUCAGCUGUCCCGCCUGCCUCCAGCUGGAGUGUUCCAAUCAGUGUGAAAAUUAAUGAGCUCCGCCCCUACACACCUUACGUGUUUGAGGUCUCCGCCUUCACGAGUGACGGGGAGGGGCAAAUCGCCAGUACAAUGGUCCGCAUGCCCGAGGCCGCACCUGAAGAUCCUCCACAAAACAUUUUGGUGAAGAACAUCACAUCCAGAUCUCUGUCUCUAACUUGGGAGCCUCCGAAGAUCAUCACUGGACGCUUCAGUUACGUCAUUCAGCUCCAAAGCCCAGCAGGGUUAAUAAGUGAGAACAACACAUUCGAACUGACGUUUACUUACAAUGGACUGACUCCUUACACAUUAUACUACAUCUAUCUCAUGGCCAAAUCAGCAGGAGCCACAGGACCGGCAGCAGUGAUCAACGUUACAACACUAGCAGAAGCCCCCAGUGCUGUGUCUAAUCUGAUAGUGGAUUCUGUCGACUCAACAUCUGUACGUCUGUCAUGGAAAACCCCAAGUCAACCGAACGGACUCAUCACACACUAUAGGAUCCUAGUGUGGCAUUACGAUACACUUGUACAGGAUAUCACCCUGCGAGGACGGAACGCCACUCAACCGAUGCGUCGAAAUGCAAGAUCACUUCCCGAGAUCACAACAGGAACUGUCUUUACUUUGACUCCAAAUGAAACCUCUUCUACGUUGGGCUUCGGUUUAACCCGUGAUGACCAAACAAUCACUCAAAUGACCUCUGAUCUUCCUAUGACACCAAGUACACCCCAAACUCCUCCACCUUGGCUCACGAUGACCAACAACACAGUGCAUGCAUCUGUUGAGGCGGAGACAGAAGCCGUGACCAAAGACCCUUCCACUGAACUGUCACCAUUCACCUUAAGCACUGACCAGACGUCAUUGGUUAACUUUAGCCCCUCCCAUCCUCGUCGCUCCACUAGGGCGGUGGCCACAAACUACACCCAACAGACAAACUCUCCAACAAGAGUUGGCACUACCAUUGGAAUAGAGGUCCUACCAGCCACUGAAGAGACUGUAGACUUCUUAUCCAAUCAGAUGUUGUAUGUGGUCAGAAGACUGAGUCCUUUCACGGACUACAAAUUUAGUGUGACGGCGAACAACAUCAUGGGAGAAGGACCUUCCACCCAAGUUACAGUAAAAACAACUGAACAGGUGCCCAGCUCAGUUCAGUUUGUGUCCUAUCAGAACAUAAGCUCCACCUCCAUCCGUGUCAGCUGGGAACCGCCUCUCAAUCCUAACGGCAAGAUAACUUAUUACACCGUGUAUGCACACAAUCUCUUUACCAACCAGGAAUUACAGGAAAUGACGAACACUACCAGCAUAGUGCUUACAGGUUUAGAGAAGUACAGCAGUUAUAAGUUGCGUGUGGCGGCGUCUACGGCUGCGGGGGAAAGUCCUCCGAGUGAGGAAGACUACAUCUUUAUCCUUACACUAGAGGAUGAGCCCGAUUCACCCCCACGGAAUCUGGCAGUGGUGAAAACCACGUCUUCCACCGUUACUCUCACUUGGUCACCACCGGAAGAACCCAACGGCAUCAUCCAACAGUAUGAAGUCUCGUACAGCAACAGCACGUAUGACAACACGAUCAACAGCACGUCACCGAGCAUCACGUUGCGUCAUCUGAAGCCCUACACGCACUACAAUGUGACGGUUCGUGCGUACACACAACACGGCCAUGGAGAUCAGAUCUCUGAUACUCUUCAGAUGCUGUCUGGGGAGGAUGUGCCUGGCAGUCCACCCUACGAUCUGAUCUAUGAGAGCAUCGGAUCCAGCGAGGUGAACGUCUCAUGGUCUCCACCGCUUCUCGCAAACGGUAUAAUCCUGUUUUACAACGUGGAUUACUGGAACGCCACACACUCUCUGAACCAAACCACAAAUGUCCCCUUUGCCGUCCUGUCUAACCUGAGGAAGUAUACACGUUACCGGGUCAGCGUGCAGGCUGCCACAUGGGUCGGCAUGGGAAACCAAACCAGUGAGAUUCUGAACAUCACCACACUGGAGGACGUACCAAGUGGUCCGGUCCACAACCUGACAGUGAAGGUCUUCAGCUCCACGGCGGUCGUGAUCAGUUGGGACCCUCCUCUGGAGCCCAACGGCAGAGUUUUCUACCUGCUGAACUUGGAGGAGGCGGGCACGACCCAUCCCUUUGUCAACCGCACGGUCAACGCCACCAUCUCCACCUCAACCACAGAAAAUAUUUACCUGUUCACCAAGCUCAGGAAAUAUUUCCCCUACAUCAUUAAAGUGACCCCAGCAACCGGCGCCGGGUCGGCCGUAAAUCACACCGCAAUGCUACACCUGCGAACUGCUGAAGAUGUUCCAGGCUCUCCUCCAUUACCAGGAGUGAGCAGAAAUCUCUCUUGUACCUCCAUUUAUGCGACGUGGUUCCCUCCAGUCGAGGCCAACGGAGAGAUCGUCAAUUAUGCCAUCGUGUUACAGGGCUCUGGGGCCGAAAACAGAAGCUUCACCCCUGAAACACAUGUUACACUGACAGAUCUCACUCCAUUUACUCCGUACAAUCUCUCGGUUGCCGCGGUAACCCGUCAGGGUGUCGGGCCCGCUGUGAUAAUCCCCUUGCAUACUGAUGAAGCAGGCCCAAUGUCCCCACCACGCAAUCUCAGUAUAUAUAACCACACAUCUGAUUCAGUGUGGCUUCUUUGGGAACCCAGUCUGGAACCCAACGGUGUCGUCCAACAUUACAGCUUCAGAAUACUGGAACUGAAAACAAACACCUUCAGAUACCAGAACACGUCAGAUGCGUCCACACAAGCAGAAGUGAACGGCUUCAGACCUCAUAAUUCAUACGAGAUCAGCGUGUCCACAUACACCAGAGCGGGAAACGGAGAGCAGUACAGUCUACCUGUCAUAUUCACCACCAAUGAGUCAGUUUCAGACGCAGUUGGGAAUCUGACCUGCUCUGGAUUGGAUUGGGAUUCAGUGUAUAUGGAAUGGGAACCUCCCAUUUAUCCAAACGGAGAGAUUCUGCACUACAUCAUCCGAUCUGAAGAUCAAGAGGAAGAAGCUCAUCCUUUCAUGCUCUCAAACACAUUGGUCCACACAUUCGCCGGUCUGUUACCCGAUACGUUUUAUAUUCUCAGUGUGGCUGCGGUUAAUUCAGCCGGAACUGGAGAGGAGGCGAACUGUACGGCACACACGCCACCAGAGUCAGUUCCUGGCCCCUCACAGUCACUGACCGUUACUGCCGUUUCCUCAGAUAGCGUCUCUCUGAUCUGGCAGCGUCCAGCUCGUGUUCCCGGUCUGUUACAGGGUUACAAUGUGGAGAUUCAGAGAUUGGCUAGAAACUGUGAGAUGAAGGGAGACGUGGAGUCCUGUGUGGAAAGUGAAGAUGUGGAGUGGGUUGAUGGAGAAACCAACGGAGUCACGCUCUCGUCUCUGCUUAAAUACAGAAAAUAUCGCAUCCGAGUGGUGGCUUUCACCAGGGCCGGACCAGGACAACCUUCAGACUGGAUCCACACGCGGACCCUCGCAGGAAACCCUGAUGCUCCUCCUGGUGCCAUCUCAGUGAUUCCUUCUGCCACUGGCUUAAAGGUGGAGUGGGAUGAGCCAUCGGUCAUCUCAGGGCCUACAUCAUAUCUCAUUGACAUCAAUGCUCUGGACGGUUCAGGAUAUAAUGUUACCUCAGUCCGAUAUUCAGAGGAGAUCCGGACGGUUGUUGUCGGAAACCUGACUGCAUUUACGCUGUACUCCGUUACUGUUACCGCAUUCACAGGGAACCUUUCUGACGCUCGCAGCAACGGCAAAGUAUCUAAACCCGUCCUCAUCAGAACCCUGGAAGUCGAGCCCAAAGAUCCCCCUAAAAAUGUGACCUUUACCGUGAAUCCAGAGGAAGUGACGCGCGUUUACUUGACGUUCUCUCCUCCCGAUGAGCCCAAUGGAAACAUCAGCGCGUACCACGCCGCCAUAUACCGCGACGGACGACUAGUUUUCAGUAUCGACAGCCUGCAGUUGGUCAGCAACCCCAAUAACACCAUGACGGCUGUUAUAGAAGGACUGAAGGGUGGAUUCAAUUACAGUAUACGGAUAGCAGCAGUGAAUGGUGCCGGUUUAGGUCCAAGUUCAGAAGUUCAGGUUACCACAGGUGUAAAAGCUCCGCCCAAGCCUACGAGGAGGCCACGAGCCGCUCUGAACAGUGCAGGUGCUGUCGUCACAACCGCUAAAACCAUUUCCAUUGAGAUGCCUACAUGUUUCUUCACCGAUAACCAUGGACCAAUCCAGAAAGUCCAGGUCAUUGUUUCUGAGCCAGCAGUGAUGGACUAUGGUAAUCUGUCAAACUGGAAGAGUGUUUUCCUCCAGCCUACCGCUCCGUACCUGACCGAUGAAGGCUUUCUGAAUCCUGCAUGCCCUAAUAAAUCUGAGCGCACGGUCACACAUGACAACACAUACAUCAUAGGAGCGGAUGAGGGCUGUUUGUCUGAAGAUGCUCAUACGCUGUGUAAUGGACCUCUUAAACCGAAAACAUAUUAUGUAUUUAAAUUCCGGGCAACAAAUAUUCGUGGACAGUACACAGAUUCUGAAUACUCAGAACGGGUCAGAACUGCAGGUGACCGCCUGUUGACUCGGGAUGAGCAGAUCAUUCUCGGGGUUCUGCUCUCGGUUUUCUUGGUUUUGUUUUUAAUUCUGAUUAUAUACUGCUCUGUGAGAAUCCACCGCAGGCAGAAGGAGGGUGGGACGUACUCUCCACGUGAGGCUGAGAUCUUUGAGACGAAGUUCAAGCUGGAUCAGCUGAUCUCCGUGGCUGACAUGGAGCUCAAAGAAGAGAAGAUCAACCGGCUGCUAAGUUACAGGAAAUCUCUCAGGCCAAUCAGUAAGAAAUCGUUUCUUCAACAUGUGGAGAGUCUUUGUGACAAUGACAAUGCCAAGUUUCAGGAGGAGUUUGCUGAAUUGCCAAAGUUUCUUCCGGAUUUGGCCACAUCAGACGCUGACCUGCCGUGGAAUCGCUCCAAAAAUCGCUUCACUAACAUUAAACCCUAUAACAAUAACAGAGUAAAGUUACUGUCUGAACCGGGAAUGCCGGGAUCUGACUACAUCAAUGCCAGUUUUGUCUCUGGUUAUCUGUGUCCGAAUGAGUUCAUAGCCACACAGGGUCCACUGCCCAGUACCGUGGCAGACUUCUGGAGGAUGAUUUGGGAGACGGGGACCAGAACUAUUGUCAUGCUCACACAAUGUUUCGAGAAGGGUCGGAUUCGCUGUCAUCAGUAUUGGCCGGAGGACAACAAACCCGUCACUGUGUUUGCUGAUAUAGUCAUCACUAAACUCACAGAGGACGUGCGACCUGAUUGGACAAUUCGAGCACUUCGAGUGGAGAGGCACGGUCACUAUAUGAUUGUUCAUCACUUUAACUACACAUCAUGGCCAGAACAUGGCGUUCCCGAGUCCAGCUCUACUCUCAUCCAGUUUGUCAAAGCGGUCCGCUCCAAUAGAAGCAAUGACAACACAACUAUAGUUGUCCACUGCAGCGCUGGUGUGGGAAGGACCGGUGUGUUUAUAGCUCUCGAUCACCUCAUUCAGCAUUUGAGGGAUCAUGACUUUGUGGAUAUUUACGGUCUGGUUGCAGAACUCCGCGGUGAGCGGAUGUGCAUGGUGCAAAACCUGGCCCAGUAUAUGUUUCUGCAUCAAAGCACUUUGGAUCUGCUGUCGGCUAAAGGGAACCCUCAGUCCAUCUGGUUCGUCAACUACUCCGCUCUGGAGAAGAUGGAUUCAUUAGAUGCCAUGGAAGGUGAUGUAGAAUUGGAGUGGGAGGAGACAACAAUGUAAUGUAAGGAAGCUUUGUUUCCUGUCAGCUGUUCAUCUGUGUCUGAUGGUUGUGAGGAGAACCUCAUGAAAGCCCCACAGACGCUGGGAAUCGGGGCCAAACAAAGAAUAUAAGAGGAAUUUAACAUUAUAUAACAUUCACACACAUUUCUUUUCCUCAUCUGAUCAGUGUCUUUGAUUCAUUUACAUCCAGCAGACAGUCUCAUCCAUCAAGGAUGUUCUUCUGUAUCUUCUGUAAUUCUUUUAUCUCUACCUACACUGUUUGAUAACUCCUACAUAUGGAGUCAAAGCAGUACAGACACAGAAAUUACCGGUCUGUUUUCAAAGAAAGUGAAAGAGUGGUUAUGAGUUUGGAGCUGGUAAACAUGAUGAUGCAGAUAUUAAGUCGGCUCUCAGGAGCAUCGUGUCUUCUGUUACACAGCUAUAAAGAAAUCCUGAUCGUGCUCUGUAGGGAUUUUAAUCAAAUGUAAGAAUUUUGUGCAGGAGAAAUAGUUUGACUGAAUAUUAAAUCUGAAAACUGAAGCAGCAAAUAUGUAAUAAUUGAUGACUGGACUAGAGAUGUUCAUUUUAACUGGUUAACUUUAAACCGAAGGUAAGAAUUAUGACCGAGAGGCUUCUGUGCCUAAAAAGCACAUUAUUUGGUGUAUUUGGUGUAAUGCAAUGUAAGGUUAAAAAAUUUAGUUUUUCACAUACCGUACAUUAUUGUUGCUCCUUUAUGCCCUGCAUUUCUGCAACGCAUUGUUUUCUACAAAACUCAUCGUUCAGCUAUCCAUCGCAUUGUGAUUGGCCGAAUACCUCAAGCGUGUGACGGAAAUGUUACGCCCCUUACCAUAUUUGGAAUAUCAGCUCCCAAAGCACAGCGUCUCCACGACAUGGCAGCAGCAAUGUCUUUGUUCUUUGCAUAUGCAUUUGGACUGCGUUAUACAAAUUCGGCGCUAAGCUGCGUGUCCUGUGUGACCCCCUUAAAGCAACACUAAAGAGUUUUUGCUCUUUGCUUCCCCUACAGGUUAAAAGCGUAAUUGUCCAUUACCACUGUCGUAAAUACUGCAGCAUAGCUGGCUCUGAUUGGAUUGUAGGUCUGCCAUAAAGCAAGUUUUUGUAGUUUUCACUCGAACUACAGGACCGCGACCCGACGGUUGGAAACUUCUUUUGUGCGGUUUUGGCCGAUAGAGGGCUGCAAAGCGAAUGUGAAAGUGCCGUUCACCCUGUUUCGAGUGGAUGAACUUUUUUGGAAACGUUAUUUUAAGGUAAAAAAAACUCUUUGGUGUUGCUUUAAGAAUGUAGCAAGGCCAUUAUACUGUACACAUACACGUUACAUACAAAUGAAAUAAUAUAGAUUAAUAUUAUCAGUAAAAAAUGCACAGUGCGUGUCGACACGUGCCUACAGACAUUUCGCCACUUUUCUAUUCUUAAUUUGUGUGAAUUGUCUCGUGAAAUCAUUUGUAGUGCAUAUGUGUCCGUGUUUGAGUAUGGUUUGGAAGCUGCACGGAUACGCACCUGUGUGCAAAACGUGUCCGCCUCUGUCUCCCGCGCAUCCGGACAGACCUUCGCUGAUCGCCUAUGUCCUAGACCCUGACCAUAAACAUCUCUCUUUUUGCAUAAACAGAGAAAGAAGACACAAAAGCAAAACUUUUUGAGAUGUGUCCUACUUUUCUCAACCAAUCAGAAUAAAGCAGCCCCAUGUUAAGUCUAUUUCAUGAAAUGUACAAGAAGAGGAUUGUAAUGAAUUUAGUUCCGAUUUAAAACACAAAGAAUGAAUGUUUAGAAAGCAAUUCUUACUCUUUUAUUCACCUUCAAUCAAAACAUGUUGUGAGUGUGAGAAUUAAAUGUGUGAUCCACGGUGAGAAAACAGCACUGAUCCUUUGUGUUUCUUGCUCUUUAUCACACACAAGUUUUAGCCUGGAGCUAUGAGGUUUAAAAUACAGCAUCAGACAGCACAUCGCUUAAGUUAAUGUUGCUCCGUCAUUUAUUUGAUAUUUGUUGAUAUUAUUGUGCUAGAUGAUGUGUCUGAGACAUGAAAAAUAAACACCUUUCAUUUCUUUUUGACUUUACAUGAAUGUGUAAAUAUUAACUUAAUAAACCUCAUCAUUUCACUAUUUUUGUUUUAUUUAUCUGUCUUCUCACAAACAUGUUGAAAAAUGACUUUGCUUUAUCAUAAAUUAUCCAGCCAAACUGUG